Messenger RNA from Polyodon spathula (Mississippi paddlefish), 577 nucleotides. RefSeq names its product galectin-2-like. The record is from RefSeq and is a predicted model, not a curated record. Bases 130 to 534 code for a protein of 134 amino acids. Gene Ontology annotation, molecular function: carbohydrate binding. The transcript has 4 exons. Lineage: Eukaryota; Metazoa; Chordata; Actinopteri; Acipenseriformes; Polyodontidae.
GUUUAAAGAUUAACCAGAGUAUCAAUCUAAAGGAAGAUUCUAACGUUCCAUUGUCAUUCCACUUCCUUCUCUGUCUCACGGUUCCUCACUCCAGAACCUGCUGUCUGCUGUCCGGAGUUCAGAACAGUCAUGGCGAAAGUAUUUGAAGUAAAGAACGUCGAUCUGAAUGUAGGUGCCAAGCUGAUGAUCAAGGGCAAAAUUUCAGAUAAUGCUUCUAUGUUCUGCAUUGACAUGGGGAAGGACUCGAAUGACCUGGCACUGCACUUUAACCCUCGUUUCCAUGACACACCAGGCUCUGUCAUCGUGUGCAACUCCAAGCGUGGAGGUUGCUGGGGGUCCGAGCAGAGAGACCCCAAUUUCCCCUUCAAGAAAGGAGCCAUCAUCAAGUUGGCAGUGAAGGUCUUGGGUGACUGCUUUAAGAUUGAAUUGCCCAACAGUCAUAUCGUCACCUUUCCAAACCAUCUGAGUCUGAAAAAAAUCACCUACGUCAGAGUUAAGGGCGAUUUCAAAGUGACCUCCUUCAAAUUUGAAUGAACACCUACCACUGCAUGCUGAAUAAAACUUCAUGCAAACCCUU